Chaetomium globosum CBS 148.51 is the source of this 618-nucleotide messenger RNA. RefSeq lists its product as uncharacterized. The record is from RefSeq and is a predicted model, not a curated record. Bases 1 to 618 code for a protein of 205 amino acids. Gene Ontology annotation, molecular function: lipase activity. The transcript has 3 exons. Lineage: Eukaryota; Fungi; Ascomycota; Sordariomycetes; Sordariales; Chaetomiaceae. Gene Ontology annotation, cellular component: membrane.
AUGGCUUUUGAAAAGGAAGGCACUUUGGAGGUAAAAGGCGACAGCCUCUACACCAAAUCAUGGGUGCCCGAGGGUCCCAUUAAAGCCAAGCUCAUCUUCAUCCACGGCUUCAGCGACCAUCUGGGCCGCUACGGCGCCUUCUUCUCAGCCCUAGCCGCCCGCGGCAUCGCCGUCCACGGCCUCGACCAGCGCGGCUGGGGGCGCUCCGUCAAGAAACCCGCCGACAUGGGCCUGACCGGUCCCACCACCCAAGUCCUCGCCGACAUGGCGGCCUUUCAUCACACCCCACCUCCCCGCCUCCCCCUCCGACCCGCUCCUGGCCUGCUGGACCGCACGGCCGCGCUGGCGAGCGGUCAGGUGCGGCCGUUGCCGGGCGGCGCGCUGAGGAGUUUGUGGAUUGGUCAUGGGACCGAGGAUAAGACUACGUGGUAUGAGGCUAGUCGGAAGUAUUUUGAUGAGUACACCGGGGAGGUCCAGGAUAAGGAGUUUAAGGCGUAUCAGGGGUGGUAUCAUCAGCUACAUGAUGAUGGGCCUGAUAGUAAGGAGUUUUAUAAAGAUGUGGGUGAUUGGAUCUUGGCGAGGUGUGAAGACGAGGGGAAGGGGGGCCCGAAGCUGUAA